Messenger RNA from Galendromus occidentalis (western predatory mite), 1065 nucleotides. RefSeq lists its product as uncharacterized. Gene Ontology annotation, biological process: regulation of transcription by RNA polymerase II. Lineage: Eukaryota; Metazoa; Arthropoda; Arachnida; Mesostigmata; Phytoseiidae. The record is from RefSeq and is a predicted model, not a curated record. Bases 1 to 1065 code for a protein of 354 amino acids. Gene Ontology annotation, molecular function: double-stranded DNA binding. Gene Ontology annotation, cellular component: nucleus. The transcript has a single exon.
AUGCCAAGAACCAAGAAAGAAUUUCCCGAACUAGUCAGCGAGUUCGGAGAAGACGUGUUUUCGUGCAAUGAGACGGCAGUCAUCUGCAAAGCCUGUUCCAAGCCUUUCCCAGGCGCCCGGCGCUUCAAUUUGAGCCAGCAUAUCGGGACGAGCUCGCAUCAGAAAGCUCUCGAACGCUUGCGGAAAAGACAGGAAGAAGAGGCUAGACUACAGGCUGCUACGUGCAUGUCUGAUGUAGCGCCCUUCCCGCUGGAUUUGUGCAGGGCGUUGCUGGCCGCGGAUAUACCCGUUUACAAGCUGGAGAAUCCGACUCUCAAGAACUUCUUGGAGACUUACACGACUAGAAUAAUCCCGAACGAGUCGACUCUUCGUAAGUUCUAUGUUCACGAAAUCUACGAGCAGAAAAUGGCGGAAAUUCGAGAGAGCAUUGGCGAAUCCGCGAUCUGGAUUUCUAUCGACGAAACAACUGAUUUCAUGGGUAGGAGCGUAGCCCAUGUCAUCAUUGGAGCCCUCAACAACAACGCGCCCGGCCGCCCGUAUAUCAUGAAUUGUGAAAUUGUGGAGAGAACCAACGCGCACACCGUAGCGACAGUCUUCUACAAAAGCGUGGAGAAACUCUGGCAGAAUGAGGUGCGACACGAGAAAGUCCUACUGUUCGUAAGCGAUGCAGCUCCGUACAUGAUCGCAGCCGGGAAGAGCCUCAAGGUGUUUUUUCCUAACAUGAUUCAUGUCACAUGCGUCGCGCACGCAUUACACCGAGUCGCGGAGCAAGCAAGGAAAAUUUUUCCCAAUGUCGACCGAUUGAUUGCAUCGGUGAAGAAAAUUUUUCUAAAGGCUCCGUUGCGUGUGGAAGCUUUCCGUAGUAUGCUGGGCGGCAUUCCCCUCCCGCCGCAACCCGUAGUGACACGUUGGGGGACCUGGAUAAAUGCGGCCCUGUACUACGGCGAACACUUCGAACCGCUGAAAAACUUCGUCAGGUCACACUUAGAUUCCGAAGACUCGACGGCGAUCGGCGAAGCUCAACACUUGUUCGGACUAGAAUCUAUCCGGAACGAUUUGGUCUGA